UCUUUCGCUCACGCGCACACAGGCGCAUAUAUAACACGUCGUCAUCACUGUAGCUCCCUGUACCUACAAUGGAACAGCUAAACAGCUGGGAGCAGGACGAGAACGAGCUCAACCUUGAGCUCACCCUCCGCAUGACCUGGGCGGCGGAGGCGGAGGAGGAGCUCGGCGGCUUCUUCCUCUGCGUCUACUGCGACCGCAAGUUCCGCAGCUCGCAGGCGCUCGGCGGCCACCAGAACGCGCACAAGCACGAGCGCAGCGUCGCCAAGCGCCGGCGGGAGAUCGCCGCCAGCACGCGCGCGCACGGGGCGGGAGCCCCGCCUGCCGCGGCGCAGGAGCAGGACGCAAGGCCGUGCGGGUACGCCGGCGACAGCGACUUCACGUCUGCGAAGGCGAGGAGGACGGAGCCGCAGAAGGCCGCUGCUCCGAUGCUUGCUGGCAUGGCGCGCAAGCGCGCCAAGGGGCCGUCGGAGUACGGCUACGGCGCCGUCGACGAGGGAAUGGACCUGUCUCUCAGGCUAUGAUCAUUAGGGUGAUUCGUUACUCCCACCUUUACUUGAUUGCCUACUUCGCCGUUCAUGUCAAAUGAAUUGUUUGUUUCAAGCUGUUGUGUGUUGGAUGAGAUUGAUCUGUUCUUAGCUAGUUGGGUGCAUCUAUUCAUAUAAUUCCUUCGCCACAAAGAGAUGCUGGUUUACAUUUACAGGAGAUUUGGUCUGUCCUCCGUUGUUUAAUCUUUGGUCUAAUUCGCUGAUUGAUUU
Molecule: messenger RNA, 755 nt
Organism: Hordeum vulgare subsp. vulgare (domesticated barley)
Lineage: Eukaryota; Viridiplantae; Streptophyta; Magnoliopsida; Poales; Poaceae
Product: zinc finger protein 2-like
Exons: 1
Coding region: 69-521 (150 amino acids)
Biological process (GO): negative regulation of abscisic acid-activated signaling pathway
Source: RefSeq, a predicted model, not a curated record